CAAAGUAGUCUGCAAUCAUGGCUUUUCACUCGGUACGAAGGAGCUGAAAACUAUAUAAACCCAACGAUCAAUCGUGCAGGCACCAACUCUACGCAGAGAAGACGCAUAUUCAUAAUUUUCAGAAAGAAGAAAGAAAAUUAAGCCACAUCCAAUGGACCCCAGUGCCUGCUCCUGUGCCUGCUCCAAAAAUGGAUCUUGCACCUGCGGUGGAAACUGCGACUGCACGACGUGCAACUGCAAGUCAUGCAAAAAAAGCUGCUGCCAUUGCUGCCCCCCCGGAUGCGUCAAAUGCGCCUCUGGCUGCGUGUGCAAGGGAAGCACGUGCGACGCGACCUGCUGCAAAUGAACGACAUGCUCCAUUUUUAACGCAUUGACACACGGAUGUCUCUAAUAAAUAUCUUGCAUUUGCAUUA
Molecule: messenger RNA, 413 nt
Organism: Paramormyrops kingsleyae
Lineage: Eukaryota; Metazoa; Chordata; Actinopteri; Osteoglossiformes; Mormyridae
Source: RefSeq, a predicted model, not a curated record